AUGGACAAUAACACGCUUGCUGAUCUAAACAGGAUGAUCAUGGCCAUUGACCACGAAUGCUGCAUUAAAGUAAAAGAGAUACGAUUGGAAGCCAGCGAAGAGUACAAUCGUAUCAAAAAUGAGCUGAUCACAAGCCGGAAAAUAGGACUGGAAAGGGAGUUUGCAAAAGAAACAAAGGAAAUUGCAAAGAGGCAGUUGAGGGAAGAAAGCAAAUUGCGGCAGCACCACAAGUUGAAAAUCGAAGAAUUAAAAGCAGCCCUGCUCGAAGAAAUAGUCCAAAACGUCAGGGAAGCAGUUCAAAAGCUGAGUUUUGAUGAGUCUAUUUUGCAAUCGGUUUUGGAAAAAAUAUCGAUAAAUGAAAUAUUUGUGUUUGUAGAUCAGAGAGACAUUGCAGAGACAAAAAAGAUACUCUCAAGGAGCAAUGUUAAGUACGAAAUCAAGCAAAUGCCAAUCGAAGGCUUGGGCGGUGUUAUUGUCUGUUCAAAAGACGGAAGAGAAAUAUGGGACAAUUCCUUUGAAACGCGAAUAAACAUUCUCAUCGAAACCCACGCAGAUAAACUUAACACGAUGGUGUUUGAGCAAUAA
Vittaforma corneae ATCC 50505 is the source of this 585-nucleotide messenger RNA. RefSeq lists its product as uncharacterized. Lineage: Eukaryota; Fungi; Microsporidia; Nosematidae. Gene Ontology annotation, cellular component: proton-transporting two-sector ATPase complex, catalytic domain. Gene Ontology annotation, molecular function: proton-transporting ATPase activity, rotational mechanism. The transcript has a single exon. The record is from RefSeq and is a predicted model, not a curated record. Bases 1 to 585 code for a protein of 194 amino acids. Gene Ontology annotation, biological process: proton transmembrane transport.